Molecule: messenger RNA, 1350 nt
Organism: Dermacentor silvarum
Lineage: Eukaryota; Metazoa; Arthropoda; Arachnida; Ixodida; Ixodidae
Product: tigger transposable element-derived protein 4-like
Exons: 3
Coding region: 1-1350 (449 amino acids)
Cellular component (GO): nucleus
Molecular function (GO): DNA binding
Source: RefSeq, a predicted model, not a curated record
AUGCACAAGGCUGUGAUGGCUACGUACCAUCACAUCACCUUCAACAACACUCGCAAACCGUGCACUUUGCCCAACAGGCCCCCAACUCCUGGUGCCAUCAAAAUGCUGCGGAGGCCACGGAAAAAAACGAAGAAUAUUGAAGAAUACAGCCAGCAUGGCAUGACAGCAUUCGACGAAAUGAAGCUGUUGGAGCACAUUGGUGUCGAACCUUAUGGUGAGAGUGCCGCGGUAGAUCUGAAUGUUUGCGCCGACUGGCAGCAGCAGAAGCUCCAAGACGUCCUCUCAACUUAUAAGCCCAGCGACAUCUUCAACGUGGACGAAAUGGCGCUUUUUUAUAAACUUCUUCCCAACAAGACUCUCAGCUUGAAAGGUGAGAAGUGUACAGCAGGAAAACACAGCAAGGACCGCGUUACUGUUCUGGUGGGAGCCAAUAUGGACGGGUCCGAAAAACUGAAGCUUCUUGUCAUCGGAAAAGCAAAGAGACCUCGGGCUUUUAAAGGUGUGAAAGGACUCCCGGUAUUUUACGAGGCAAAUACCAAGGCUUGGAUGACCCAGGCAAUUUUCGAAACCUGGUUGAGGGAGAGAGAUGCAGAGUUCACCAAAAAAGGCAGAAAGGUUGUGUUCAUUGUGGACAAUUGCCCAGCGCAUGGUGAAGUGCGAGACCUGAACUCUAUUCGGCUGGAGUUCCUCCCUGCCAAUGUGACAGCCGUGCUCCAGCCAAUGGACCAAGGCGUUAUUCGAAAUUUAAAAGUGUUUUACCGUCGCCACAUCCUUAGAAGGAUGAUGCUGUAUAUGGAGAGCAACAAAGGGUACACCGUAGACCUCCUUUCUGCCAUCCACAUCUUGGCCCAGUCAUGGGACGAGGUUGCAUCUACAACCAUUUGGCGAUGCUUUGGUCACGCGGGCUUCCUUGAGCAAGUGGAUGCAAGCCAAGAAGGGUCGGAUGCAAGCCAAGAAGAGUCCGACGCCGACAAUGCUGAAGCAGACACUGUUUUUGAUUUGGUGGCCCAGAGGUGCGGCUCUGGCACUGGGACAAUGGAUGAGUACGAAGCUGUUGAUGAUGACGUGGUCACCUGCCGUGAGGAUACUUUAGUUGACAUACUAAAGGAAGUCGAAGAAGGCACAGGUGAUGAAAGUGAGGAGGAGAUGGACAGUGACGACCACCAGAGUGCCCCACUGACUUCAGAGGCAAGCCAGGCAGUAGAACUUCUCCAGCGGUACUUCCAGAAGGAGGGCUGCUUGGAGCAUCUGUGCAAUUUAAACAAGAUGAAUGCGUACUUGGUGAAGCAGUCCCACACCAAGCUGAAGCAAGCCACCUUGCACAGCUUUUUUGGGGGUUGCGACCCUUAA